AUGGGGAGGAAGCCUGAUCCGGCGAAGCCACACUCCGGUGUGGGCUCCGCCUCGCCCAAGGCGGCGAGGAGGGCGCCGCCUUCACCAUUAUUCCUCGGCACGGCUCUGUUCGUUCUAGGCUUCGUAUCGCUCUUCACCGGGCACAUCGUCACCGACGCCGACUGGUCGCGGAUCCGGAGCCGGUGGCGGUCCAAUCAGGUUAGAAAUAAUGGACCCAUUGAUAUUUGGAAAUCAAGGUAUUCCAACUUGUACUACGGAUGCAGUGGGAGGAGCCCAGAGUUAAGAGCUGCUGUGCCCGAGAACAGUUCUACCGGUUACUUGCUCAUUGGAACUAGCGGGGGGCUGAACCAACAGCGCAUAGGGAUAAUAGAUGCUGUUGUUGUUGCCCGGAUUUUGAAUGCCACACUCGUUGUACCCGAGUUGGACCACCACUCAUUCUGGAAGGAUGACAGCGACUUCUCCGAUAUUUUUGAUGCGGACUGGUUCAUUUCAUACCUAUCAAAGGAUGUAACUGUUGUUAAAAGGAUCCCUUAUGAAGUGAUGACAUCAAUGGAUAAACUCCCAUGGACUAUGCGGGCACCUAGAAAGUCCAUGCCUGAGUUCUACGUCGAUGAAGUCUUGCCUAUUCUGAUGCGAAGGCGAGCUUUGCAACUAACUAAGUUUGAUUAUCGUCUCACCGGUGAGCUUGAUGAAGAAUUGCAGAAGUUACGGUGUCGAGUAAACUUUCAUGCGUUAAGAUUUACACGAUCCAUACAAAGUCUGGGUAGAAAGUUGGUGCGGAGGCUGAGAACCAUGAGCUCGCGAUAUGUUGCCAUUCACUUGAGGUUUGAACCUGACAUGCUUGCAUUUUCUGGCUGCUACUACGGUGGCGGUGAAAAAGAAAGAAAGGAACUUGCUGAAAUCAGGAAACGAUGGGAUACAUUACCUGACUUGAGUGCUGAGGAUGAGCGCACUAGGGGAAAAUGUCCAUUAACUCCCCACGAAAUUGGUUUAAUGCUGCGAGCUCUUGGUUUUGGCAAUGAAACUUACCUGUAUGUUGCUUCUGGAGAAAUAUAUGGUGGAGAAGAAACUCUCCGACCUCUGCGGGAACUCUUUCCAAACUUCUACACCAAGGAGAUGCUUGCUGGGGAUGAUUUGAAACCAUUCCUUCCGUUUUCUUCACGAUUGGCUGCUGUUGACUUCAUUGUCUGUGAUGAGAGUGAUGUUUUUGUUACAAAUAAUAACGGAAACAUGGCCAAGGUAUUAGCUGGCCGCAGGCGAUACAUGGGCCACAAGAGAACUAUUCGCCCAAACACGAAAAAGCUCAAUGUAUUAUUUCAGACACGAAAUCAAAUGGGUUGGGAUAUAUUUGCGCGGAAGGUAAAGAAAAUCCAGCGGGGCCUUAUGGGGGAACCAGAUGAUGCCAGACAUGGACGAGAUGAUUUCCAUGAAAUGCCAUCAUCUUGUAUCUGUCAAAGAAUACCAGCGAACAGAUCAUUAACGGUACAAACUGAUAAGUUGGCAGCCCAAGUGAGCUAGAAAACGAGAAUUCUGGGAAAUUCAUUGAGCCUGGCGUUGAUGCAUUGGGAAAGUACAUAUUUGCUA
Lolium rigidum is the source of this 1584-nucleotide messenger RNA. RefSeq names its product O-fucosyltransferase 29-like. Bases 1 to 1518 code for a protein of 505 amino acids. NCBI's taxonomy places the organism in Eukaryota, Viridiplantae, Streptophyta, Magnoliopsida, Poales, Poaceae. The record is from RefSeq and is a predicted model, not a curated record. The transcript has 9 exons.